CUUCAUUUCCCAGAGUGCACCGCGUCUACAUGACUUUUGAACUCUGGAUAAAAACAAGCCGAUCAGCUGAUGUAAAAGCGACAACAUCAACAGGGGUCUGACACCAAAUAGCUCAGCUGGCUAACUUUUCUCACCGACGUUUGCCGUGUCUGCGUCCGUGUCGGUGUCGGCUCGGUGUUCGACCGUGUUCGUGUCCGCUUUUAGACCGCGAUGAGGCAGCACUUUAGUCCACAGAUAGCUCGUCGUCGGUCGGUCGGACUGGUAGCCUCUGCUAGGUCAGUCUGUUGAAACGAAGGUUGUUUGUUAUUUAUGAUAUAAAGCGGGUUUAAUCUAAGUGUCAUAUUUGACAUUAAGGGCUACUUUUAAAUAGCAACCUAUGAAGCAGAGCAGCUGAUGCCAUACAUAGUUAUUAGCAGUCUGGACAAGUGUGGUUAAAAUUAGCUGAGUGGAGUUGUUUUUCUAUAGACUGAAUACCCUCAACACCAAGAAGCUGCUAAGUUGAAUAUUUCACAACACAAUCUGUAUUUUAGAUGAGUAAAUUGACUUUAAAUUAAACAAAUCAUCCUGGAUAUAACUGUGACCCCUCCUCUAUACUGUAAUUGACUCUUCAUUAGUUGUCCUGACCUGUCAGGGUUGAGAUGAGUGGUCAAAGUCCAGCUGUAGACAAAGGCAUGAACACCGUCCUGGGCUGUCAGGAGAGCUACGCCUGCGGGGGUUCAGAUGAGGCCGCCUUUGAGUGCGAUGAAUGCGGCAGUUUGCAGUGUGUCCGCUGUGAGCUGGAGCUCCAUCGCCAGGAGCGGAUGAGGAAUCACGACCGGGUUCGGAUCGCACCGGGACAUGUCCCCUUCUGCGACUCGUGCAAAGGUGACAGCAGCUGUCCCGUCAACGGCGGGCGGCUCAGGGCGGUGGUGCGCUGCCAGGGCUGUAAGAUCAACCUGUGUUUAGACUGCCAGAAACGCACCCACAGUGGGGUCAACAAGAGGAAGCACCCCCUGACGCCUUACCCUCCUGUCAAAGCACCCCAGGAUAACAACGUGGGUGCGGGGGACUCACAGAUGGAGAUCCUGAGGGCGGAGCUGGAGAAGGUGUGCAGUUUCCUGUUGGUGGAUGAGAGGGAGGAGAUGCAGGUAUGUCAACUCAUUGCCAGUCCAAUCUAGGUUGAUUUAUAAAGCACAUUUAAAAACAAAUAAACACUGACUAAAGUGCUGUAGGGGAGAGUGGGGUAAGUUGAGCCACCCACUAUUGCUUGGAAAUGGUAAAGGAAAUGGAUCCAUCCAUUUUCUAUCCCCAGGGUCACCGGGGUGCUGGAGCCUAUCCCAGCAUCAUUGGGUUAAGGCAGGGGACACCCUGGACAAGUCGCCAGUGCAUUGCAUGGCUGACAUAUAGAGACAAACAACCAUCCACACCUACGUGCAAUUUGGAAGUGGCCAAUUAACUUAACCCCACUUUUGGGUGUUUUUGGGAUGUGGGAGGAAACCGGAGUACCUAGGAUAAACCCACGCAGACACAGGGAGAACAUGCAAACUCCACACAUGGAGAGUGGGGGGUAGUAGGGAUAUGGCUCAACUAACCCCGCUCCUACAGUAUGAUCAACUUAUCCCAUACUAAUGUGCAUUGCAAUAAUCAAGACGAGUUGUGAUAAAAGCAUGCAUAACUUCUGAAAAUCACUAAAAGAUAAAAGAGACUUGACCUUGUUUAAAAGACGAAGAUGAUAAAAAAAAUUAUACCCCCCAGAUAUUUUACAGUCUUUAAGAAACUAAUGAAUGUGUUGUCAUGGCAAUGAGGCUGAUCUUGUGUGAACUCACAGUUGAAGAACGAAGAAGACUUUGUCAGCAGACUGAGCUGCAAGCCGGAUGAGCUCCUCAAGGUGGUGUCCAUCUUCGGAAACACCGGUGAGGGCAAGUCCCACACUCUGAACCACACGUUUUUCCUUGGAAGAGAGGUGUUCAAGACCUCGCCCACCCAAGAGUCCUGCACUGUGGGUGUGUGGGCAGCUAUGGACCCUGUGCACCGGGUGGUAGUCAUCGACACAGAAGGACUGCUUGGAGCUGGUAUGGAACCAACAAUAGAUUUAAUUAUAUGGUUCAUUUAGGAGUUGCUGUGGCAAAUAUUUAUUCCACUUUUCCCUCCCACAGGAGCCAAUCAGGGUCAGCGAACACGACUUCUCCUCAAAGUCUUAGCCAUAUCUGAUGUAGUCAUCUACCGAACCCAUGCUGAUCGUCUCCAUGACGAUCUCUUCAAGUUUCUCGGGGAUGCGUCAGAUGCCUACCUGAAACAUUUCACCAAGGAACUGAAAGCAACCACAGCCCGAUGUGGUCUGGAUGUUCCGUUAUCUACUCUGGGUCCUGCUGUUAUCAUCUUCCAUGAGACCGUCCACACCAAGCUGCUAGGAUCAGGUACAGAAAUAAGGAGUGAGAGGUGCCUGCAACAGGUCAAAUCACAAUUUUCGCUCUCUUUUCUGACCUCUGACUGUCUGUGAUCUCUAGACAAGCCAUCUGAUUCAGCCGAGCGUCUUCUCCAGGAGCGUUUCAGAAAACUGGGUCUGUUUCCAGAAGCAUUCAGCUCCAUCCAAUAUCGGGGGACUCGAACCUACAACCCUCCGACGGACUUCAGCGGCUUGCUGCGCAGCCUGGAGCAACAGCUGGAUAACAACACUACCCGCUCGCCACGCUCGGCCAGUGUUAUCUUCAAGGCUCUGCAGGUAGUAACGCCUGAUUUAUGUAUUCAUAAUUUUGGGGUGAAAUGAUUCAGAAUUACUGAUAGUGAAGGUUGAUCACAAUUUCUGACCCUCGAUCCUUAACUGGCUUCUUCCUUUAGGCCCUGAGUGAAAGUUUCAGUGGGGAGAUUCCAGAUGAGCACAUGGCCAGUAACUCGUUCUUCCCAGAUGAGUACUUUACCUGCUCAAGCCUCUGCCUCAGCUGUGGGUAGGUGGCUCUCUCUUUAAAUGUGUGGUAUAAACUGUAAAAAUUCUUGGAUGUCAAAGCAGUCAUCUGAGAAAGGACAGGGAGCCUCGAAGCCACUGCUUAGUUGUCAGUUUGACCCACUCAGUGCCACUGUGAUGAAAAAACAGUGCGGUAUUUUCAUUUUUGAGUUCCUCCCUUUGGUCUAUAAAUAAGAGCAUGUAAUUAAAAAGAGUCUUUUUGAAAUCAUGAUAAAUGUUUCUGAAAGGAUCAGUCUGAAUAUAUCCAUGAAAAAAAAUAUGUGGUCCUUCAGUUCAGGCUGUAAGAGAAGCAUGAAUCACCUAAAGGAGGGACUCGACCACGAAGCCAAACAUCGCUGCCGCUACUCCGCCCAGUACGACAACCGUAUCUACACCUGCAAGGUAAACACAGACCCCAAAAACAUACCAAAUGACAUAUACCUCCUUUCAGAUCUUCAAAGUGUCUGUGUUUGUCUUUUCAGGCCUGCUACGAAGGAGGGAAGGAGGUAAUAGUUGUUCCAAAGACGACGGCCUCAUCUGACUCACCGUGGUUUGGUUUGGCCAUUUAUGCCUGGUCUGGGUGAGUCCAGCCGCCAGCAGUUUGGGAUUACUUCAAAUGUGUUUCCUGUUAGCUAAAAUUAUGCAGUACAUCUGCUUUUAUUAUGGAAAAGGAGGAAAUAUCGUUAAGUUAUGAUGCAGCCAGAAAUAGAUCUGCUAGUCAUUACUGGGGAAGUUUAAAUAAUAGUUCAGUGUAGGUAAAACACAUCAGCAUAUUCGAUUUCUAUGGUGCCCAAAGGCUGAGUCGCUGAAUUACUCUGUUAUCGCACAGGUAUGUUAUCGAGUGUCCCAACUGUGCAGUGAUCUACAGAAGCAGGCAGUACUGGUAUGGAAACCAGGACCCAGUGGAAACUGUGGUACGAACGGAGAUCCAGCACAUCUGGCCUGGGGUAAGGACACUGUGGAGCAGCUUUAAAGUUUGAAUAAUCAUGAUACAAGUCAAAUGAAUUUCGUUCAUGCCAGGAUAAGUAAUGCAAGAUUUGUUUGUGACCUCUUUUUAUAGAGAAACAUGUGUCAAUUUGGUUUUGCUGUAGUCUAGACAUUCCUGUUAUUGUGUCGUGUUCAAUAAGUCGAUGAAAUGUCAAAGAAGGGUGUAGCAGUGCACUCAGCUGAGUCUACUCUGCCUCCUUUUCAGUCUGAUGGCUUUUUGAAGGACAACAACAACGCUGCUCAGAGGUUGCUGGAUGGAGUCAAAUACAUUUCUCAGUCAGUGUCUGAACUCAGCGUCAAACCUGCCAAAGCUGUCACCUCAUGGCUGACUGACCAGAUCGCUCCCUCGUACUGGAAACCCAACUCCCUUAUCCUGGUAUGUUUGUAAAAACUUCCUAAUGGAAUCUAUUUAAAGGGAUAUUCCGGAAUAAAAUUAAGUCAAGGUCAAACACACCGUAACAUGAGUUAGACACCCCGUCGAGGGAUGAAUGUUGCCAACCACUUGCUUCUCUAGUUAUACCAACUUUAGUAACAACAGUACUAGCCACCAAACAUCUUUUUAGCUUUGCCUAAUUUUUUUUGCAUAGAGACUAAACACAACUCACCUACUCUCUUCCAGCAGCCGCUUGUUUGUACAGAGACCCCGGGCCAGUCCAUUAUGGACUACAGCGGAGUGACGCAGCUCAAGGAAGAACAUUUAUGAUCAUUUCUUUAUUGAUUAUUACUUCAAGGAAAUGAUAAAGAAAUGAUCAUAAAUGUUCUUCCUUGAGCUGCGUCACCCCGCUGUAGUCCAUAAUGGACUGGCCUGAGAUCUCGCUACAAACAAGCAGCUGUUGGAAGAGAGUGGGUGAGUUGUGUUGGCUGUCUGUAUUGCUAUCGUGCUGUUGUUACUGAAGUUGGUAUAACUAGAGAAGCAGGUGGUCGGCAACAUUCAUCUCUCGAGGGGGUGUCUAACACGGUGUUACGGUGUGUUUGACCCUAACUUAAUUUUAUGCUGGAAUAUCCCUUUAAGUGUUUUUUAUGGAAUUAUGCUAAAAGCCUGGUGUUGCUUGUGUUGUAGAAAUGCCAUAAAUGUGCAGAAGAGUUUCAGCCCAACGACACAAAGCACCACUGUCGGGCUUGUGGCGAGGGCUUCUGCGAUUCCUGCUCCUCAAAAACACGGCCUGUCCCGGAGAGGGGCUGGGGACUCGCACCUGUCCGAGUCUGUGAUGCCUGUUUCCACAACAGAGGAAUCCCAACUGGUAAUAGAAAUCUGCUUCUCCUUUUACACCCACUACAGCCCAAGACGCUUGUGCACAAACUUGAUAUCAGUUUUUGUUUACUGGAUUUGUUUGUUGUGCUGCAGAGCUGCUGGAUGCUGCCUUGGAGGAGGAGGGAGGCACGCUGAUAGCCAGGAAAGUUGGGGAGGCGGUGCAGAACACUUUAGGGGCUGUAGUUGGUGCCAUCGACAUACCUCUUGGUAAGCAUUAGAUAUCCCGAAAAUGUAGAGACAGCUGGAUUUACAGCCUAAAAUUGUAAAAUAUUUGAAAUUAAAAUCUUGUGUCAUAUUUUCUGAAAGUCAAAUCAACUCUAUAAUCCCCUCAUCUCAUUUGCAUUCAGGCCUGGUAAAAGAUGCGGCCCGCCCGGCCUACUGGGUCCCAGAUCAGGACAUCCACUCCUGCAACGAGUGCCAGAAAGAGUUCUCCCCGCGCCUCUCUAUCCAUCACUGCCGCGCCUGCGGGCAGGGUGUGUGUGAUGACUGCUCUCAGGAGCGCCGCGCUGUGCCCUCCCGUGGCUGGGACCACCCGGUGAGGGUCUGCAACAGCUGUAACCAGAAAGCCGGGGACCUCUAGCAGGACGAGGAGGGAGAAACAGCGAAGGACCUCUGCCUCUUGAAGUGGAAACUGGAAUUUGACUGAAAGGCUGUUUUCUUUUUCAUGCCACUGGACUCUCUGUGGUGGAUCAGACUCUCUUGAUGUUUUUUAAUGAUGUCCUCACAUCACUUAAACCCCUUGUUGCCAUUUCCCUUUAAUACACGUAUAAUUUACACUGUGAUCAAAAACAGUCAGACCGAGACUUGAAUACGAAGAGCUAGGAUGAUGAAUCAUGUUAACAAUGUAAAAUGAGAGGCAGGAAAAAAAAAUCCAUGACCCUAUUUGAUCCUUUCCAGAUUAGUACCCAUGCACAUGAAGCCCUGACCUCUUUGACAAUCCCUCCCAGCGUGACUGACUCGUCCUAGUGGCACCUUUUUCGUUUGGUGCUUCAUGUGUGAAUCAUUAUCAGAAGUACUGACUGAGUAUCUUAAACUCACUCCAGGUUUUUGCACUUUUAAUCUCAAAGCUCUGGAUGUAGCGUUCAGGGACGACUUUGGAGGAAAGGGAUGGAAAACUUGAAAAUUGAUCCACCUCGAUUAAACCCGACAUCUGCUUCUUCUUUGGCUUCAGGGGGGAUUCACACAAUCAGAAGCUGAGGCUGUACUGUAGCACCGAGAUGCAUUCCAACUUAAAUAAUUAUCUAUUAAAUACGUAAUCCUUUGAGGAGCUUUGAGGAAGAUUGUAAUAGAGCAGCCUUAACGGUGCUGUGUAGAUUGGGACAUUUUUAGAUUUAAAAAUAUAAGGGAAUUAAAAGGUUUACUUUUCUGGGGUUGUAGGGAUAUUUUUAAAUGGCCUCGUUUUGUUCUUAAAAUGUCAAAACUACUAUCAGGAGAAAUCUGACUGCAGUGUAAUGAAACGUCAAAGAAACUGCUUUUAUAGAGUGGCUGGCUCACAGUAGCAAACGUGGUUCAGGAAAGACUUCAAUGUGUCUUUGAGGCUGGCCCCUCAAAACAGGAGCUGACUACUCAGGCUGCGUGGUGAUGUUGCCUUUACUGCAACAGGACUGUACUUGACAAUUGUCUGAAGAAUUCAACAUAUGAUGUUACAGGGGUAUUAUAAUAUCGGAGUAUUAUGACGGUUAUCCGGGGAUGUUCUUUCACUGAGUUGGUUUUAGUUUCAAUGUCACAACAAAUAAGCUGAAAUAAAAGUGAAGGAGGUCAACGUCAUCUCAGACAGAGAUGAUCAAUAAAUAUCACAAGGAACAAAUCGAUAAAUAUCUUUAUGUUCUUGUACGCCCAUAUAGUAUGUAAUAAACUGCAGAAAACUCA
Messenger RNA from Xyrichtys novacula (pearly razorfish), 7028 nucleotides. NCBI's taxonomy places the organism in Eukaryota, Metazoa, Chordata, Actinopteri, Labriformes, Labridae. The record is from the annotation of a GenBank genome assembly.